AUGAUACACCCACAACCUACUGGAACCGGACGAUCACCAGACCGUAGAAAUCACCAGUCUUCAAUUGUUAGAGUUCUGUCUUCAGAAAACAGAAUGACUGACCCCUCACAUGAUAGUACUGUGCACACAUCAAAUACCAACAUUGGAAAUGCUUUUUUAGAACCACGGGGGAGGAUUCCCCCCAAGAGAUUCUCAGGAGAAGACUUCCGAUCCCCAGAUGUGAGAAGGAAAAGAACUAUAAAAGAUCGAGAAGAAGAAACAGAAUCCCACGAGGAACAAACCCAAUUGAAGAGGAAGAAGUAA
Molecule: messenger RNA, 303 nt
Organism: Pelobates cultripes (western spadefoot toad)
Lineage: Eukaryota; Metazoa; Chordata; Amphibia; Anura; Pelobatidae
Source: the annotation of a GenBank genome assembly